Molecule: messenger RNA, 834 nt
Organism: Triplophysa rosa
Lineage: Eukaryota; Metazoa; Chordata; Actinopteri; Cypriniformes; Nemacheilidae
Product: placenta-specific gene 8 protein-like
Exons: 3
Coding region: 324-638 (104 amino acids)
Biological process (GO): positive regulation of transcription by RNA polymerase II
Source: RefSeq, a predicted model, not a curated record
GAUAUUUUGACAAUAAAACUGUUUAUUGCCAUAUGUGUAGUAAGCCAUAUAUAUGCCUAAACUCGUGACUUUUCAAACCGUAUAUAAUGGACAUCUGUGGAUGUUUCACAGCAAAGGGAGUUUCCUAAAUCAACAAAGGUAGGUAAAAGAAAGGUAUAGCUACAUUUAAACAUUACUUACUUUUUGCCAAGUUAACCUUACAAGAAAAUAUUUAGUUUAAAAGUAUGAUGUCAAUUGAGUUUGGAAAACUAAAGAAAAAAACAAAUACAAAAAGUGUUUCAGAAUGAUAUAGCGUGAAUGUUUUUGAUGUUCUAGAUUAGAAAAUGGAGGUGACAACUCAACCCAAAGCAUACGCACAAAAAGACUUUCAGACCAGUUUAUUAAGCUGCUGUGAUGAUAUGGGCGUAUGUUGUUGUGGCACAUUCUGCCUCCCUUGUUUGGGCUGCUCCAUUGCUAGUGACAUGAAUGAAUGUUGUGCGUGUGGUUUGGGAAUGCCAAUCCGAAGUGUUUACAGAGAAAGAUACAACAUCCCGGGAUCCAUGUGUAACGACUGUGUUGUCAAUUACUUCUGCGCCUGUUGCGCGAGCUGUCAGUUAAAGAGAGAUAUUAAAAUAAGGAAGCGUAACGGAGAAUUCUGAAGAAAGCACUUCUUACAGGACAGAUGCGUUUAAGGGCAACACGGUGGAUAUUACUCAACAAAGCACAGCCGAAUCAAGACUAUCCGGUUUAUGAACCAAAGAUCAAAGAAAGUUAAAUGUGUAAAUUAUAUGAAAUGUAAUCAAUCUUUAUAAAAAUGCAGGUUAUCAUGAACUUGUUGCUGUCUUUUGACCAAAA